AAAAAAAGUCUCUCUUUUGCAUCAUCUUUACCUUGGUUUUGUGCAUUUGGUAACUUUAAAAACGAUUCGUGAAACCUUUAAAUUAAACAUCCUUUACUGCAACAUAUGAAGGGAGAUUAUUAGUUGAAUGAUCAUGAAAUUGCCUUCUUUUGAAAAUCGUUCAUCCGUCGAAUUUCCAGCUGAUGCAUCAACGAGCGAACAAUCUACAUAUGAUCAAGAGACAACAUCCCAUUCAACAUCAAGCAAUGGAGAGUUGUUGAAGAAGAGAAACUUUUGCAACUCACCACUAGGAAUUAAUCCGACCCUCCUUCGUAUGGUUUUUGCGGAGGCAUUGGGGACAUUUUUGCUAAUGUUUUGUAUAUGUGGGAUGAUGGCAAGCAUGGAAAUAAUGGGAGUGAAGGUGGGGCUUAUGGAAUAUGCAGCCACAGCAGCACUAACAGUAGUUGUUGUAGUCUUCUCUAUAGGCCCCAUUUCUGGGGCUCACAUUAAUCCUGCUGUCACUUUAGCAUUUGCAGCUGUUGGUCAUUUUCCAUGGUCCAAGGUUCCACUUUAUGUAGUGGCACAAGUGGGAGGUUCUAUACUGGCUACAUAUACAGGAAAAUUGGUGUAUGGAUUAAAAGCAGAAUUUGUGACAACAAGACCUCUCCAUGGUUGCACUUCAGCAUUUUUAGUGGAGCUUUUGGCAACCUUCAUUGUUCUCUUCCUAACUGCAUCACUGACAAAUGAUCCUCAGUCUACAGGACCAUUGUCUGGAUUUGUUGUUGGAGUGGCCAUAGGACUGGCUGUCCUAAUUUCGGGCCCUAUUUCAGGAGGAUCGAUGAACCCUGCCAGGUCUUUGGGACCAGCAAUUGUUGCAUGGAAGUUUGAUAACUUGUGGAUUUAUAUUGUAGCCCCAAUUAUAGGAGCUGUUGCAGGAGUUGUCUUCUAUCGGCUUUUACGCCUUCAAGGCUGGUCUUGCAAACCUAAUUCCUCUCCAAGAACAACUCAUCAACAUAAUCCACUCUAACUAAUAAUUUUAGUUUAGUAUAAACUUAAAUUUUCAUGGUAUUUGUGGAAGUUUUCUCACAAUAAAUGUAGGUUCGAUUCUCAUAGUUCACUUUUUCUUUUCGUUAUGUGAUAGGAAGUUACCAAAAUAUCUGUAUAUAUAUCCUAUUUAAACCGAUCGAUGUCGUAUACAUAUGUUCUUGAAUAACAUAAUACAUUGGUGACCUCAAGAAUUUGCCGCUAUUGGAAAAUUGAGCACUAUAACAGCUUGAGUGUCACGUUGGAUAACGUUUGUGCAAAUUUGUCACUUUCUUUCCAUUCUUUGUAACAACUCAACUACAAUUCAUAUCCAGCACGUCAUCAUAUACAACAAUAGAUAGAGAGGGGGUAAUAGAAGAUUGUUUCUUUCAUG
This is a messenger RNA of Lycium barbarum (goji berry), 1396 nucleotides long. Its product is annotated as probable aquaporin NIP7-1. Gene Ontology annotation, molecular function: channel activity. Gene Ontology annotation, biological process: transmembrane transport. NCBI's taxonomy places the organism in Eukaryota, Viridiplantae, Streptophyta, Magnoliopsida, Solanales, Solanaceae. The record is from RefSeq and is a predicted model, not a curated record. Bases 128 to 1006 code for a protein of 292 amino acids. Gene Ontology annotation, cellular component: membrane. The transcript is spliced from 5 exons.